AUCAAAACAGCGCAGACCACUUGAAAGGGAGGGUUGACAUGUAACACCAAAAAAAAUUUACACCUCUUUAUUUAGUUCCUAUUUUUUUCUUUUAUUUUUAUUUUUUUUCUUUUUCUUCUUAUUAUUAUUAAAGACCGUUUUUUUUCAUUUGUAAAAGAUGUCAAAAGCCUUUAAACCGACCACUUGGGCGGCUAUUAAUAACGCGUCUCUUCCUGCUGAAGGAGCCGGUAAUCAAACCUUUGAUAACCGUAUCUUAGCAGCUGCUGUGAUUGGUGUUCCCGCCUUCCUCACGUACACCUUAGGCUUUGGCUUAUGGUUUUUCCCCAUCCUUGCCAUUCUUUUGGGUCUCCCUAUCUUGGCCUGUACCAUCUAUUUAUUCUCUCGCUUUGCUCCUCGUUACAGAAACACGGUCCCUCUCCCCGGUAAGCCCAUCGAACACUACUUGACCUUCCACGAUGCCGAACUCAAGGCUGCCUACCACGGUCGUAACAAGAUCCCCAUGGAAACCUUCUUCGAAGCUUAUUUUGUCGGUAAGGUUGAUUUCAACGGUGACCCCUUAGAAAUCAUGGAACUCCGUCAUGACUGGGCCAACUUCCAAUUGACUUUCGGUCAGUUCAAGUUCUUCUUAACACAAUGGCUUCCCGAGACUUUCUGGCACUCCCGUGAACAAGAUGAAAACCAGGUCCGUGAUCAUUAUGACCGCGGUAACGAUUUCUAUGAGGCUUUUUUGGGUCCCCUCAUGGUCUACACCUCUGGUAUCAUCUCUGAUCCUACCAAGCGUGAAACUUUGGAAGAAAUGCAAGAAAACAAAAUGAAACUCGUAUGUGAAAAGCUUCACAUGAAGGAAGGUGAUAGACAUUUGGAUAUCGGUUGUGGUUGGGGUACCUUGGUUGCUUAUGCUUCCAAGAACUACGGAAGUCAAUCUACUGGUGUCACACUUGCUCGUAACCAGGUUGCCUUUGGUGAUAAGCGUAUCGAAGACUGGGGUGUCAAGGGUAAGGCUAACCUUCUCUGUAUGGAUUACCGUGAUAUUCCCAAGACUGAAAAAUAUGAUAAGAUUACUGCUGUUGAGAUGGCUGAACAUGUUGGUAUUCGUCGUUUCCAAACUUUCCUUCGUGAAAUUCGUGAACUUUUGGAAGAUGAUGGUAUUUUCUAUAUGCAAGUUGCUGGUUUAAGAGCUACAUGGCAAUACGAAGAUUUCAUCUGGGGUCUUUUCAUGGCUAGAUAUAUUUUCCCUGGUGCCGAUGCCUCUACACCCUUGUACUGGUAUCUUCGUCAACUUGAGACUGCCGGUUUCGAAAUUCAUAAUGUCGAUACUGUCGGUGUUCAUUAUUCCGCUACUUUGGACAGAUGGUAUGAAAACUGGAUGAAGAACAAGGAUGCCAUGAAGGAGAAAUACGGUGAGAAAUUGGUCCGUAUUUGGGAAAUCUUCCUUUCUUGGUCCGUCAUUGCUUCUCGUCAAGGAAGUGCUACUUGUUUCCAAAUUACUGCCAACAAGAACCGUAACUCCUAUGAUCGUGCUCAAUUAAUCUGUAACCGUACUAACCCUUCCGCUUGGAAGUCCAAGGUCGGUAACUAAAAAACUUGUAUAAACAAACCACCACCAUUACCAAAAAAAAAAAAAGCUUUUUUUUCCUCCCUUACACACAAACAUUAUGUACAAAGUGUACCCUCUUUUAAAAUAAAAACAUAUUCUCAAAAUGU
Molecule: messenger RNA, 1704 nt
Organism: Mucor mucedo
Lineage: Eukaryota; Fungi; Mucoromycota; Mucoromycetes; Mucorales; Mucoraceae
Product: S-adenosyl-L-methionine-dependent methyltransferase
Exons: 4
Coding region: 158-1579 (473 amino acids)
Biological process (GO): cellular response to biotic stimulus
Source: RefSeq, a predicted model, not a curated record